This is a messenger RNA of Paecilomyces variotii, 1435 nucleotides long. Its product is annotated as DUF890 domain protein. Gene Ontology annotation, molecular function: 23S rRNA (adenine(1618)-N(6))-methyltransferase activity. The transcript has 9 exons. Gene Ontology annotation, cellular component: nucleus. NCBI's taxonomy places the organism in Eukaryota, Fungi, Ascomycota, Eurotiomycetes, Eurotiales, Thermoascaceae. Gene Ontology annotation, biological process: rRNA base methylation. Bases 1 to 1341 code for a protein of 446 amino acids. The record is from RefSeq and is a predicted model, not a curated record.
AUGAAAUCAGCGCGAAACAUCUACAAGGACGAAGUCGACUUCGCGGCGCUUGCGCUGCAGUCCCCAGACUUUGCAAAACACGUGAAGCCGAACGGGCAAUUGGAUUUCACCGAUCCAGAUGCUGUCAGACAAUUGACCAAGAGCCUCCUACUGCGCGAUUUCGGCCUCAAGGUUGAUCUGCCAGAGGACAGACUAUGCCCUCCGGUGCCAAAUAGGUAUAAUUACAUUCUAUGGUUACAGGAUCUCUUGGAUACCACAGGAGACGAAUAUCGGGAUCGUUACGAUCCCGACAGAGAUGUAAUCGGGCUAGACAUAGGCACGGGCUGUUGCAGUAUAUAUCCGCUUCUUGGAUGUGCUUCACGACCGCGAUGGAAGUUCGUAGCAACAGGUGAGAAUACAGCAGAAUCUGAAAUUCAGGAAGCUAAUCACGACGAUGCAGAUGUCGAUGAGCAGAACAUAGAAUCAGCACGACGCAAUGUCCAACAAAAUAAGCUUGAAUCCAGGAUCAAGGUUAUUCGGACAAUACCGGAAGGCCCUCUUAUUGACCUCGAUCAGAGACUUGAGGUCGAAAGGUUAGACUUUACCAUGUGUAAUCCGCCAUUCUACGAGUCCGAGCAAGAGAUGAUUGCCUCAGCAGAAGCAAAGCAGAGACCUCCAUUUUCAGCAUGUACUGGAGCAAACGUGGAAAUGGUAACCACUGGUGGUGAAAUUGCUUUCGUUACAAGGAUGAUUGAAGAGAGUCUUGAGCUUCGAGAAAGGGUGCAAUGGUACACAUCCAUGCUUGGGAAGCUGAGCAGCGUCUCUGUCCUUGUGGAAAAGCUCAUGGAGUACGGAAACCACAACUACGCCGUCACCGAGUUCGUCCAGGGAAACAAGACAAAGCGCUGGGCAAUAGCAUGGUCAUGGGCAGACUUACGCCCAGAAAUGUCCGUGGCUCGAGGUAUCGCCGGCUUCCCCAAACACCUCCUCCCGUUCCCGUCAGAAUUCAGCUUCCAUAUAUCCGACAAAUCGAUCGACGAGAUCGGUCAAAAGGUUAACACUGAGCUAUCUUUCCUUCCUGUCCAAUGGCACUGGCGUCCAGGAAUGGCCGCAGGUGUAGGCUUCGCCAUGGAGAACGUCUGGUCCCGUCAAGCACGUCGAAAGAGACGUAACGAGGACGCAGCAGUCAAGAAAGACGAAGUCGACGAGAAGAAGGCGGCUCUGGGAUUCAAAGUCCAAGUCAAACAGGAGAGAGCCUCUGCGAAUGAGGUGGCCGUACAGGUCAGAUGGCUGAAAGGAACUGAUACGGUCCUGUUUGAGAGUUUCUGCGGUAUGCUGAAGAGGAAAGUGGAGGAGAGAUGACCUUAUGAUGAGAGAAUAUAAUUUGUAUUACAUGCUCGCUUUUAGAUGAUAUUAGUCGCUGCUGAAGAAAAAAAGUCUAUCCCCAUCCUCAAAU